AUGGAUUACAGAGAAGGCUCUCCUAAACCUAAAAGGCAGCGAAAACAAUUGUUUUCUGUUUUGAAUGACAGUGAAAUAGAAGAGGCACUGUAUUCUGAUAAUUCUGAAGAUGACUACCAGCCUGAUGACGAGGAGUCAGCAUCAGAGAGUGAAAGUGAGGAACACCUCUGGAAUAUUGAAUGCCGUCCUCCGACACGUCCAUCAGUGUUACCUACAGUUCAGGAGCAAGACCUGCAGCCGUUCACUCUAACUGUAUCAGACAGUCAAGGUCAAGGUCAAGCCCAGAUAAACCAACCCUCUGCAUCAGGUUCAACCUCUGAAUGGACUACAACUGGUGAGAUGAAGGAAAUUCGUUUUACGAAAUCAAACGAAUUUUAUGGUGAAGUUGAAGGAGCAAAUCCUAUUGACUAUUUUAAUUUUUUUUUUACUGAAGAUUUUUUGACGAUGAUUUGUACUGAGACCAAUGCACAGGCACAGAGGUUGAUAGCUAAACAUAAUCAGGAAGUUCCAGGCAGAAGAAGUAAAGAUUUUGCCAGGAUUACUGGAUGGAAACCGGUCACUGUCUGCGAGCUGAGAAUUUUUCUUGGUUUGUUAUUCCACAUGGGAACUAUCCCCCUCAGUCGUCUACAAGAUUAUUGGAAAACUGAUAGGCUGUUUUCCAUUCCAAUUUUUGGGCAACAAAUGAGCAGGAACAGAUUUCUCCUCAUAAUGAGAUGUUUGCAUUUUACCUCAGAGGAAGAAAGUGAGGACCCAAUUUUCAAGGUUAGAAGUGUUAUUGAUUACUUCAACAACAAGAUGAUUGAAUGUUAUUAUCCUACAGCACAAUUAUCUCUGGAUGAAAGUAUGGUGCUAUGGAGAGGGCGAUUGAGUUUUCGGCAGUUCAUCAAAAAUAAGCGCCACAAAUACGGCAUCAAGUUGUACAUGCUCACUGAACCAGAUGGGUUGAUAUUGAAGUUUCGAGUGUAUGCAGGUGCAAAAGAUACAGACGUGACUGGAAAGGGACACGCUGAGAAAGUUGUCAUGGAGCUGCUUCGGGAAAAACUAAAUAGUGGUCACGAAUUAUAUAUGGACAACUAUUAUAAUAGUUUUGGUUUGGCAAAGAAGCUGCUUGAUCACAACACCUAUUGCACAGGCACUCUCCGUAAAGAUUUGAAAGACAAUCCUCACGAACUCAUGAAAAAAAAAAUUAAAAAAAGGAGAAAAUUGCUCAAUGUUUCGUGA
Messenger RNA from Pararge aegeria (speckled wood butterfly), 1221 nucleotides. RefSeq names its product piggyBac transposable element-derived protein 4-like. NCBI's taxonomy places the organism in Eukaryota, Metazoa, Arthropoda, Insecta, Lepidoptera, Nymphalidae. The coding region runs from base 1 to 1221 and encodes 406 amino acids. The transcript has a single exon. The record is from RefSeq and is a predicted model, not a curated record.